Messenger RNA from Dioscorea cayenensis subsp. rotundata (Guinea yam), 1461 nucleotides. RefSeq lists its product as uncharacterized. The transcript is spliced from 5 exons. NCBI's taxonomy places the organism in Eukaryota, Viridiplantae, Streptophyta, Magnoliopsida, Dioscoreales, Dioscoreaceae. Gene Ontology annotation, molecular function: protein dimerization activity. Bases 1 to 1461 code for a protein of 486 amino acids. The record is from RefSeq and is a predicted model, not a curated record.
AUGGAGAAUUAUAAAAAGGAGUGGAAAAAGACGGGAUGUACUUUGAUGUCUGAUGGAUGGAGUGAUCGGAAAAAUAUAUCUGUCACUAAUUUUUUGGUUAAUAGCCCGAGUGGAACUGUUUUCCUUAAAUCUGUCGAUACCUCAGAUGUAGUAAAAGAUGCUCAGAAGUUGUUUGAGUUGCUUGAUUCAAUUGUGGAGGAAAUUGGGGAGGAAAAUGUCGUGCAUGUGGUGACCGAUAGUGCUUCUGCUUAUGUGGCUGCUGGUGAUUUAAAUUACUCCAAGAAGAAAGAAUUGAAGAGGCCGGGGGUUACAAGAUUUGCUACAUCAUUUCUCACUUUGAAAAGUAUUGAUGACUCUAAACUUGCUCUUAGGGCAAUGUUUGCAUCGGAAGAGUGGGCUAGAUGUUCUUAUUCUUCUAAGAUGGAGGCAAAGAAAGUAGAGGCAAUCUUUUUAUUAGAUGACAAGUUUUGGAAAUCUAUUAAGUAUUGUUUGAAGUGUGCAAGUCCUCUCAUUAAAGUUUUAAGACUUGUGGAUGGUGAUGCGAAACCCACAAUGGGUUACAUAUAUGAAGCCAUGGAUAGAGCAAAAGAACAAAUUGCUCAAAAUUUCAAUUGUCAAAAGGCAAGAUACGAACGCAUUUGGCAUAUUAUUGACACAAGAUGGGAUUUGCAACUCCAUAGGCCACUUCAUGUGGCGGGCUAUUUUCUCAAUCCCAAGUUCCAAUAUAGUGAUUCUUCCAAUGCGGACAUGGAAGUAAAAAUGGGAUUGUACAAGACAAUAGAGAAAAUGUAUCCCGAUCUUGCAACAAGAAUCAAAAUUGAUCAACAAUUAGAAAAGUUUAAGAAAGCGGAGGGAUUAUUUGGCAUGAGCAUGGCUAUUUUAACUAGAGAAAAGAAGCAACCUGCUUUAUGGUGGGAAAGUUAUGAGGAAGAAUGCAAAGAGCUUCAAAAUCUUGCCAUUCGGGUUCUAAGCCUUACAUGUAGCGCCACAGGAUGUGAAAGAAAUUGGAGUACAUUUGAGCAUGUGCAUUCCAAAGAGAGAAACCGUUUGGAGCAACAAAGAUUAAAUGCUCUUGUGUUUGUCAAGUACAAUAUUCAACUUGAAUUAAGACAAGAAAAAAGGGAGAAAAGAGGUGAGACAUAUGAUCCAAUUUGUUUGAGUGAUAUGGAGGGCGAUGAUGAGUGGAUCACCGAAGUAGAAGACGCUUGUUUACCCCAAGACAAUUCAUGGAUGGAUAUGAAUGAAUGUUUUGAAGAUGAUGGAGUGCUUGGAUCGAAUAACAAAAGAAAACGAGAACCAAGAAACUUAAAACUUGAUAGGAAAAGAAAAAGAAAAGCCUUUGUAGUUGAAGAGGAGGUAGAGGAGGCAGAUGAUGAUGACGAAGCUAAUACAGAGGAAGAGGAGCAAGAAGAUGUUAUGGUAGAAGAUGAGGAUGAUGGCGAUGAAGGGUUACAAAUUUGA